Messenger RNA from Trichosurus vulpecula (common brushtail), 1989 nucleotides. It is a transcript of the gene SLC10A3, whose product is annotated as solute carrier family 10 member 3. Bases 330 to 1760 code for a protein of 476 amino acids. Gene Ontology annotation, biological process: bile acid and bile salt transport. Gene Ontology annotation, cellular component: membrane. Gene Ontology annotation, molecular function: bile acid:sodium symporter activity. NCBI's taxonomy places the organism in Eukaryota, Metazoa, Chordata, Mammalia, Diprotodontia, Phalangeridae. The record is from RefSeq and is a predicted model, not a curated record. The transcript has 2 exons.
GUGGUGUCAGGGGGCGGGGCCGGGGCGAACGCCAGGCUGCUCUGUAGCGGCCUGGAGUUGCCGCUUUGCGCUGCUCGGCUUGGCUCGGCUUAGCUCGGCUUAGCUCGGCUCCGCCCCGCCCUCCUGCUGCCGUGCCGAGUUUCUACCAGGAUCUCAGGCAGGGCUGUGCUGUCAGCGAAAACAGCGAGAAAAUGAUUGACUUCCACAGAUCCAUCCCAGAACCAACCAAUGGCACUUGUUAGGAUGCACUGCUGAGCCCCACGAGACUGAGGCAACCCUCCCUUCUCUCUCCACCUAUUUGAGUGGAUGGCCCCAGUCCUUGAGCAGAGAUGGCAUUAGGUAGCAGGAAUGGCAAAAGCAGAGAAAGUGCUGGCAUUGGAUGGCAUCAAGUCUGCUCAUCUCCCAUAGACAUGCUCUGGUGUGCCCUACUGCUUGCCAGCCAACUGUGGGUGGCUCAGGGAGUACCAGACACUAACUUCAGCAUGGCCCCAGACUCCAAGACCCCACUCUCAAGCAGCAGGUAUCUGAGCAUUGGGGAAGACUCAGUCAUGGAGUUUGAAUUCCCAGAGAAAAGCAAAGGGAUCAUUGUGGUCUCCAGUCGUUACCCGGGCCAGAACAACAGGACAGCAUUUGGGCCUGUGCUGAGUGUCACCUCUCUAGACACAGAGGUGCUGAGCAUUGAGAAUGUGACUGCCCAGGGCUGGGAUAAUAGCCACUUUGUCGUGAACAUCAAAUCUGGCCUGGCAGGGCUGGCACCACUGCACAUUCGGCUACUCGAUCUCCAGAAGGUCCCCCCUUUGUUGAUUGAGGAGCGACAAGAUUUUCUCAUCAAAGUAUCUCCUGUGGAAGAUGAUGCUGCUUCCCGCCAGGGCGGACUGGGCCACUUCUCAGAGAGCCCAGUGCUCUACAUGCUACUUCCAUUUGUGUUUGUCAACAAGUGUGCAUUUGGCUGUAAGGUGGAGCUGGAGGGCUUGAAAGGGCUGGUAAAGAGUCCCCACCCUGUGCUGCUGGGCAUUGUGGGCCAGUUCCUACUUAUGCCCCUCUAUGGUUUUUUGAUGGCCAAGGUAUUCACUCUGCCCAAGGCCUUGGCCCUGGGACUCAUCAUCACCUGUUCCACGCCUGGUGGGGGAGGAAGCUACCUUUUUAGCCUGCUCCUUGGUGGAGAUGUGACUCUGGCCAUCUCCAUGACCCUGAUCUCCACAGUGGCAGCCACUGGCUUCAUGCCUCUGUCCUCAGCUAUCUAUGGCCGCCUCCUCAGUGUCCAUGAGACACUGCACAUUCCUUUCUCUAAGAUCCUUCUGACCUUGCUCUUCAUUGCCAUCCCCAUCUCAGCUGGCAUGGUUAUCAAGUAUAAAAUGCCCAGGGUCUCCAGGGUCCUGCUCAAGGUCAUCAAGCCUUUCAGUAUCGUCCUUAUUCUAGGGGGGCUCUUCCUGGCCUGCCGAAUGGGGGCCUUCAUCCUGGCUGAUGUCAGGCCCCCAAUUGUGCUUGCAGGGCUCACAGUGCCCCUGGCCGGCCUCCUGGUGGGCCAUGCUCUGGCAGCCUGCCUCAAGCUCUCCAUACCUCAUCAGCGGACAGUCAGCUUUGAGGUGGGCGUACAGAACAGCCUGCUAGCCCUUGCCGUGCUUCAGCUGUCAUUCCGUCACCUGCAGGCUGACCAGGCCUCCCAAGCUCCUUUCAUUGUGGCCCUCAGCAGCACUUCGGAGAUGCUGGCCCUUGUCAUUGGUCACUUAGCCUACAAUAGCCUCUACUCUGUCACCUAAGGCUUCUCCCUUCCUCUUCCUGCCCUUAUCAGGAGUUAGCAGAUACCAAAGGCCUUCAGUCUCUAUGCACUAUGCACCCAAAAUCUGGGCUUAUUUUUUUUACCAGUGUUUUUAUACUCCUGCCAGCUGUGGCCUUCAGUGCCAAGGGAGAGGGGCAGGCAGGUGGGGAGAAGGGUUCCAACCAGGCAAACAUAUUUGAAUAAAGAAAGAGAAGAAAGUUGUGAGUGAU